UUACGCGACAGCUUCUUCAAUCCUCUUCUCUUGUUCGCUACCCUGUUUCCCGUUUCUGUCGAUCCCCCCCUGAUUCGGACGCGAGAGAACUCUCCGUCAUAAUUCGCCGGCGACUCUUCCCGAAACCCUAGUCAUCUUACAGUGAGGGAGCAAUGACUACUGCAGCUCGACCAACCUGGGCUCCUGCCAAAGGUGGUAAUGAACAAGGUGGUACGCGCAUUUUUGGUGCGUCUCAGAAGUACUCGUCAAGGGACCUUGCUGCUCAUACCAAUCUCAAGCCGAGGAGGGAAGGUCAAGACACUCAGGUUGAACUGCAGAAAAGGAACCUCCGUGCGGAGCUUGAAGAACGUGAAAGGAAACAUUUCUCAUCAAAGGACAAGUCAUACAGUGAUGACAGAGACCGUAGAAGAGGAAGUCAGCUCCUUUUGGAAGGUUCAAAAAGAGAUAUAGACGACCGCAUUAUUCCUCGUAGAGAAGAUGCUGAUGAUUCGGAUGUCGAAGCAAACAACAAGAGUGAUGAUAGUGAUGACGACGAUGAUGAAGAGGACACCCAAGCUCUGAUGGCUGAGCUUGAGAGGAUAAAGAGAGAAAGAGCAGAAGAAAAGUUCCGACAGGAGCAAGCACUUGCAGCUGAAGAGCUGAAAGCCAAAGAGGAACAGCUUCUCCGUGGAAACCCGUUGCUUAACAGUAAUAACCCAACAUCCUUUAGUGUGAAAAGGAGGUGGGAUGACGACGUCGUUUUCAAGAACCAGACCAGAGGUGAAACCAAGGCGCCAAAACGUUUCAUCAACGACACCAUCAGGAAUGAUUUCCACCGCAAGUUCUUGCACAAGUACAUGAAAUAG
Linum tenue is the source of this 845-nucleotide messenger RNA. The record is from the annotation of a GenBank genome assembly. Lineage: Eukaryota; Viridiplantae; Streptophyta; Magnoliopsida; Malpighiales; Linaceae.